ACAUCAAGAUGUCCGCGCUCAUUUGAAAACCUGCCGUAGCCAAAAUAUUAGUUUGACAUUUCAACAUUGUGCUUCAUAUGCGUUUUAAAACUUCACGCUUGUUUUCAGUAACAUCGUGAAGCCUAAGUUGUACACAUAGUAUAAGGACGCGACGACAAAGGCCAGUAUAUUCCUUAUUAUCAGAAAUAAUGCUGAAAUCUGGAACUCAUGUCGGAAGUCGUGUAUGAAGAGACAGUCACAAUGAUUGCCGCAGGGGAAUUGCAGUCAUUUAUCCCAUUUGGCCGUGAGCACUGCAGGAACCAUCCCAACGCCUUCAACCUGCAGCUUAGAGAGCUCCAGCCUGCCUCAGAGCUCUGGUCGUCUGAUGGUGCCGCUGGCCUGGUAGGGUCCCUGCAAGAAGUCAGUCUACAUGAAAGAGACAGGGAAUGUUGGCAGCUAAGAAAAGGCUGGGCUGGGCCUCAACAGGAGGAUGUAGAUUUUGAAGAGGAACUCUACACAGCUGGAAAUGUCGUUGUUUGGAGUCAAGGCAGCAGUACACAGGCGUCCAGUGUCUAUAAAGCCUUUACUGUAGACAGUCUAGUGCAGAAGGCACUGUGGUGUGACUUUGCUGUUCCACAGACUAAGAAAGAUGCAGAGGAAGAGGUGGAACACACUGUGUGUAUCAUGCAGAGCAGCUGUAUCAAUGUCCACACUGUGACAGGCAAAGACUUUAUUUCCCCACUGCCCUUCCAGGUGUCUGAUGUUUGGCCAACAAAGUUUGGACUUGUGUUGGAAAGGAAAAACACAACAUCUGAUUCUCAGCUCAACACUCCAUGCGAACCUCUACCCACAGUCUUUAGCAUGAUGCACCCUCUUGAUGAGAUAGCGCCAGUUGUGUGCAAACCAACAGCUCUCUUUGAAGGGAGCCGUGUACAGUAUGUGUUUGACACUGCAAUGAAGAUAGUGUUUAGCAGCUCUGAGCCCUCAAUGAUGGUCUCAUAUGACACUGUGCAAGGAACUCACUCUGUAUGGGCCCUGCGCAAAGUCACACAGGAUGAGAAGAACACAGUCCUUAGAUGCCCUUCUGAGCCUCCAGUUGGCACCCCCAUUGGUGUGAUGGCUUCUAGUUUUUUAACUUCUCAUUUGCGAAAUAUUUCACGUUUGGACUCUCCUGGAGGUCCAGGUGGAACUGGUCAUGGCCCCUCAACAGGCCCGAGUUGUACUGUUGGUACCAGCUCCCCUCUUCACUACAGUGUUCUGCAUGGCCACCAAAGCAGGAUUUUGAUGUCCUCCCCGGGAUUUCACUCUCGCAUCAGUUCACCGAGUAUUUCCAAUAUGGCUGCUUUGAGUCGAGCACACUCCCCGGGCAUGGCAGCUCCUUCUUUAUCGGGCACAGCCCGCUUUAACACCUCUUUCCAUAGCCCCAACCCAAGAGCACAUGGCCUGUUGCCGUCUCCCAACACCACAGUGAAUGACACUUUGCUGGUCCCUGAGAUGGAGCCCAUCAUACCAGACCUGUGCCUGGAGCAGCUGUGGAGUGAACCCUUAUCAUCUGGGAGCCAUAGAGAAAUGAGCAGCCAGGCUUCAAAGGUCUUCCUGACAUCGGACCUUUGUGAGAAUAAGUACCUCUGUUUGCUGGUUGAAUCACAUCAACAGCUCAGGUGUAUCAAGUUUAUUGAAAGCAAUAAUGAUACGUCUCAGUUUAUUUUUGCUUCAGUCACUGCCAUUCCUGCUAAGGACGCAGCUCCUCUUGAGAACAUAGAUGCAAUGCUUGUGCUGGAGACCUGUGGAAGCCUGGUGCUUUACACUGGGGUCACCAGGAUCAGUAAAGUGUUUGUCCCAGGACUUUUGGGUCCUACCUUCAGCAUGUCCAACCAUAGCUCUCAUCUCACACCAGGCCCAGGUGACAAUGUUAGCACACCUGCUAAUGCAGGAAGCAGACAUCUCCAAAGACUGGAUGAGGCGGCAAUGCCUUCUCCAGUGUCUGAACUGAGAAGGCCUCAUAUUAAACAUCAUGAAGCUUCAUUUAUGGAUGAUUACCCCUUCCAGCAAGCGACCCCCCACAUAAGCGCUCUGCGAGACCCUGUGUGCAACCGAGUUUCUCUAGAAUUAAGCAAUGGCACAAUACUAAGGAUACCCAUCCCAGAGAUUGCUACUUCUGAACUCGUAAGAAAAUGCCUUAAGGCUAUUCGCUUCAUCCUUCCUAAAGAAGCUGCUAUGAAAGUUUUGGUGAAAUGGUAUACCAUUUACAAUGCUCCAGGUGGUCCUAGUACCCAUUCAGAGUGGAACAUGUUUGUGACAUGUUUCAUGACUCUUAUGGGCUACAAUACUGAGCGGCUGGCGUGGACUCGCAACCUUCAAUUUGAAGUGCCCCUCUCUCCUGUGAUUGCUGCCAAGAAGGCUCGACCUUCAGACGGAGGCUCCGAUGAGGAUUGGGACUAUUUGCUGGGUUCUCACUAUCAUUGCCAAAUGAUUUCACAGCCAGUUUUUGCAUCACCAGAGUCUGUGUCUUCUCCCACUGGCCCGCCACCAAAGUUGGACAGUUCGGCUCCGCUAUUUCCUCACAUUCCAGCUCUUUUUUAUGUUCUGCACUUGAUCUAUCAGGAGCUUUUGCUGGAUGAGCUGCAGAGAGCUAGUGCAUCCUCACUGCUCUGUCUGUUGCAACAACUGGCCCGGGACCUACAAUUGGAUUCAUAUGUGGAUCUGUAUUGGAGAGACUACCCCUCAUUAAUUAGAUGCUUCAGUGAGAGCUGCCUCGUGGACCAGGGUCAAAAUAAUCAGAUGCAUCGCCCAUCCUUUUUGAGGGAGGACCCACCGUGUGUGUUCAACUGGCUCAGCAGCUGUUUAAGAGGAGAGGAGGUGCCUCCUUUUCCCUACCUGCCCAACAUCUGUCAGAGGACUAAGCUGAUUGUUUUGAGUUAUGCUCUGUACAUCACUGGAGAUGAAAAUGCGACAUCAACACAUAUGUCCAAAUAUCUUGUCAAACUCUCUGCUGGUCACAAGUUCAUCAACGAGCCAAACUACAGACGGCAAAACAAUGAGGACAAGCAGUUCGCAUACCCUCCACCAAAAAGGCAAAGUAGUGUUCACAUGAAGUUUUCUUCAGAGAGUCUGGCUGAGCAGUUGGUAGUCUGGCUUACCUCUGAAGCUUUCACCCUAAAAGAUCUAGAGUCUGUUCCUUUUGGUGUCGCACUUCCUAUCAGAGAAGCAAUUUACCGCUGCCGUGAGCAACCGUGUUCUGAUUGGUCAGAAGAAGUCUGUUUAUUGAUCGGACGUCAGGAUCUCACAAAACAAGCACACAAGAUGACCUUGGCCAAGAGCAAAAGUUCUGUAGGCUCUGGCCUGUCUUUGGAACCUCCAGCCUCUACAGAAGUAGAUGGGGAAGAGGAUGGGAUGUCAGAUAUAAUUCACGAGGUCACAGGACUGAUCUGGAGUCAAGACCUCCGGGUCCAAGAAGUGAGACGGCUUCUGCAGAGCUCCAGGCCAGUGCGGGUCAGCGUUGUUCAGUUGCCUGAAGUUUCAGACCAUGAAUACAUAGAGGAAAAGGAAAACAAGCUUCUGCAGUUAUGCCAGCGAACUAUGUCUCUUCCUGUUGGACGAGGCCUGUUUACUCUCUUCUCUUAUCAUCCUGUACCAACAGAGCCAUUACCUGUGCCAAAACUCAACCUCACUGGACGAGCCCCUCCCAGAAAUGCCAUGGUUGAUCUGAAUAGUGGAAACAUAGAUGUUCCUCCCAAUAUGACUAGCUGGCCCAGUUUUCAUAAUGGAGUUGCUGCUGGCCUCAAAAUAGCUCCAGCCUCACAGGUGGACUCAGCUUGGAUAGCCUACAACAAACCGAAAAGCCCAGAGUUGGCCAAUGAGUAUGCAGGUUUUCUUAUGGCGCUGGGGCUCAAUGGACACCUGACAAAGUUGGCCACACUCAACAUACAUGACUACCUCACAAAGGGCCAUGAGAUGACCAGCAUUGGGCUCUUACUGGGUGUGUCAGCUGCCAAACUGGGCACAAUGGACAUGUCUGUGACAAGACUGUUGAGUAUUCACAUCCCUGCUCUUCUGCCACCAACCUCCACAGAACUGGACGUCCCUCACAAUGUGCAGGUUGCAGCUGUGAUUGGAAUUGGUCUUGUGUAUCAAGGAACAGGCCAUAGGCACAAUGCUGAAGUCUUAUUGUCUGAGAUAGGACGACCUCCUGGUCCGGAGAUGGAGUACUGUACUGACAGAGAGUCCUAUUCCCUUGCAGCUGGUCUGGCCCUGGGCAUGGUCUGCUUGGGGCAUGGAAGUAACUUGAUCGGCAUGACAGACUUGAAUGUGCCCGAGCAGUUGUAUCAGUACAUGGUGGGGGGCCACCGGAGAGCACAGGCUGGAGCCAGUCGGGAGAGACACAAAUCACCCAGCUACCAGAUCAAGGAGGGAGACACCAUCAAUGUUGAUGUCACUUGUCCAGGAGCUACACUGGCUCUUGCCAUGAUUUAUCUCAAAACCAACAACCGGUCGAUAGCUGAUUGGCUGAAGCCUCCAGACACUUGGUUUCUUCUGGACUUCAUCAAACCAGAGUUCCUGCUGCUGCGGACUCUGGCGAGGUGUAUUAUCAUGUGGGAUGAGAUACUCCCAAAUGCAGAAUGGGUGAAAAGUAACAUACCUCAGAUUAUGAGGGGGACAUUGCCCUCAGAAGACAUCAACAUGGAGACAAUGACUCAAGCCCAGGACUACAUCACAGCUGGGGCGUGCAUGGCACUGGGACUGCGUUUUGCUGGUUCUGCAAACUCUGAUGCUUUUGAUUGUCUUUAUGAGUUUGCUCAAACGUUCAUGAAGCACAUCAUGACCUUUUCUGGAACAAAUGCAGUGCAGACAGGCUUCUACAAUCUUCAGACUGGACUGUCCAUGAUCCUGCUGGCCAUGUCCAUGGUCAUGGCUGGCACUGGGAACCUGAAAGUGUUGCAGCUUUGCCGGUUCUUUCAUAAGCGAACAGGUGGAGAGAUGAACUAUGGAUUUCACAUGGCUCACCACAUGGCUCUGGGGCUGCUCUUCCUCGGAGGUGGAAGGUACAGCCUGAGUACCUCCAAUUCAGCAAUAGCUGCUCUGUUGUGUGCCUUAUAUCCACACUUCCCUGCCCACAGUACAGAUAACCGUUACCAUCUCCAGGCUUUGCGGCACUUGGCAGUUCUGGCUGCUGAGCCCCGUCUACUGGUCCCAGUGGAUGUGGACUCCCUUAAACCCUGCUAUGCUCUCCUGGAAGUCACCUACAAGGAAACUAAAUGGUACGAUGAAACAACAGUGGAACUGAUGGCUCCUACGAUGCUCCCUGAGCUUCACCUCCUAAAGAGGGUUAAGGUGAAAGGCCCUCGUUAUUGGGAACUGUCGGUGGAUCUCAGCAAAGAAACACAACAUCUAAAAUCGAUCCUGUCCAGAGACGGUGUGUUAUACGUCAAACUGCGAGCUGGACAGUUGCCUUACAAAGAUGACCCACAGGGAUGGAAGAGUUUACUUGCUUCAUCAGUCAACCAUCGGCUCUCUGGGGCGGGAGCAUUUAAGCCUGGAGCCAUCUCUACAUUGACCUCUGACCCUGUUCUGGUGUCCUUUGCUGAGCUGUUUUGUAAAAACUCAGAAGGAAUGAAACAUAGAGAAGAAACUUUGGUCUUGUUCUCUGCGAUGCUGUAUGAGUGUGUGACACAGGAAUGUCCUGAGAUGCUGCCCACAUAUAUCGCCAUUGAGCAGGCAGUGGGGGCACUGCGUCAGGGGGCUCUCCUGCAGACCUUCCCUCUGUGGCAGCUGCGUUUGGUCCUGGAGCUCUGGGACAGUCGGCUGCUCAGGGGCUCCGACAGUCGCCAUGGUGCCCUGCUCACCUCCGAGUUCCUCCCGGUCAUGAAAAACAUGGUGGAUGUGAUUUUGGACAAGUGGCUUAAAGACAACACUUCAGUGGUGAAGUCCUACAUGAUGGGGGAGAGCUUUCCUAAAGAUGUCCAGUGUCUGGUGUUGGCCUGCUUUCUGGUCUACAGGUCCAUCCCCUACAUGAAAAACACUCACUCUCACCUGGAAGGCUGCAGUUCAAUGGGAGACUUGAUUUCUCGCAGCAGUGAGUUGGGGAUCCCUCUCAGAGACCUGCUGAGGCUGGCUCCUCUACUGCUGGGCUCCGCGACUGGGCUGCCCUCCCUCCUGGGCUUUUGACUCACCUGACUCGCCUGUGCGCUGCUUCAUGAAGAAUGGCGCCUGGAGUCAGAAUAUGAUGCAGGUCUGGACAAACUUUGCCUCUAAGAGGUUUACAGCCACAAACAGAAGCAAUUUGUUUUAAAACAUUAUUUCUGUCAUACAUUUGUCUGCAUGCUUCUGCACUAUGGUUGUCAUUCUUGGUUUUAACCUUAUAAUUGUAAGUCCAUUGUAAACAAACCAUAAAAAAUAAAUAUGUAUUGACUUUGAAUUACUGAAUUUUAAAUAAUGCAAAUACACGUCUUUAGUCUAACUUGGUAUUAUAAAGUAAAUAAAAACAGUCUGUUUAAUCACA
Messenger RNA from Boleophthalmus pectinirostris (great blue-spotted mudskipper), 6478 nucleotides. RefSeq names its product anaphase promoting complex subunit 1 (gene anapc1). The transcript is spliced from 54 exons. NCBI's taxonomy places the organism in Eukaryota, Metazoa, Chordata, Actinopteri, Gobiiformes, Gobiidae. The record is from RefSeq and is a predicted model, not a curated record. Gene Ontology annotation, cellular component: anaphase-promoting complex. Gene Ontology annotation, molecular function: molecular adaptor activity. Bases 208 to 6144 code for a protein of 1978 amino acids. Gene Ontology annotation, biological process: anaphase-promoting complex-dependent catabolic process; metaphase/anaphase transition of mitotic cell cycle; protein K11-linked ubiquitination.